Molecule: messenger RNA, 1665 nt
Organism: Linum tenue
Lineage: Eukaryota; Viridiplantae; Streptophyta; Magnoliopsida; Malpighiales; Linaceae
Source: the annotation of a GenBank genome assembly
AUGGGGAGAAAGCUGGACGCAAUUCUGGGCCGGAACAACUUCAAGUCCUACAAGUUCAAAGCACUCGCCAACCUCGCCGUCUCCCGCCUCGCCAUCUUCAAGAACCAGCGCCAGGUCAAGCUCAACCACGCCCGCUCCGACGUCGUCGACCUCCUCCGCCUCGGCCACCACGACCGCGCCCUCCUCCGCGUCGAGCACGUCGUCAGGGAGCAGGGCAUGCUCGAGGUCUACGCCACGAUGGAGGAUUACUGCAACCUCCUCGUCGAGCGGCUUCAUCUCAUCGAACAAGAAAGCGUGUGUCCCGAUGAACUGAAGGAGGCGAUAUCGAGCUUGCUCUUUGCAUCCUCCAGGUGCGGCGAUUUCCCCGAGCUCCAAGAGAUUCGCCUUCUGUUGACAUCUCGGUACGGGAAGGAAUUCGCUGCUGGCGCUGUUGAACUGCGCAACAACUGUGGUGUCAGCCAUAGGAUGAUACAGAAGAUGUCUACUAGGCAGCCGGACAGGGAGACCAGAAUCAAGCUGCUGAGAGAGAUUGCGGCAGAGAACAACAUCGCCUUGGAAGAGCUAGAUCAACCACAUCAGGCGAAACCCAAUGCCGUGAGCAGUAAGCAAGACGAGGAGGGAGAGACAUCAGCAGCAGCAGCUGGAGCACGUAAGGCGAGCAGCAGAGCGGGAGAAGACGUUGAGAGAGAUGGUGGUCUCACUGAUUCAGUUAGAAUGAAGAGGAAGUACAAAGAUGUGGCUGACGCAGCACAGGCAGCGUUUGAGUCAGCUGCCCAUGCUGCUGAUGCAGCAAGAGCUGCUGUUGAGCUCUCUCGCUCCGAUGAUCCACGCCGCCCUGACAACCAUGGUAAUGGGGAAGUGAUGGUGAGCCAAGAUGAGGAGAUGGAAGAGUCUGAAUCCGAACCUGAAGAUGAAGAAAUCGUCGUCGAAAGCAAAGCUGCUGCUUCGGAAUCAAAGUCGUCUUCUUCGAGUCUGGAUCCUGAGAGUCUAGCAAGAAAGUUGGACAAGGAAAUUCAAUUCGAUGAUGAAAGUGAUGAUGAGGAGGAGGAGAAUGAUGACCGGAUCAUGAACGCCGACGAUUCUGACAAUAUCGGGGGUCAUGAGGCAGCAGCAGCAAGUGCCGAGUCCAGUGAGAAUAUUAUCCCUGCGGUUAUUCAAGCUGGGUUGAAGGUGGAACCAGUUGAUGUAUACCCUGAUGCACAACAACCAGCUUCAAGGGAAUCAAGAACUACAAGGACCUUGAACAUACUCAAGGCGCCUUUCUCCGUGAGGACCAGGCACGUCCGUGGAUACUGAGAAGAACCUUACUCGUCGGAAGUACAUAAAUUUUGCAGGUUGCUCCUAAUAAUUGUAGUGUUGAUUGGUACACACUUCACUGGCUUUUUGUGUUGUUUUUGUUUUUGUUGGUCUGCAUUUUCUUCAUUCGUAAAGCUUUGUUCAUUUCGCGGAGUUAUAAGAAUCACCAGUUGCGAACAAGAGCUUUGUCUACAUAAUAUGAGGUUUAUGUCAGGGAUGAGACAUACCAGGACCUUUGGCACCCAAAACUUUAAUCAGACUGCUUUCCAUUAGUUGCUUCUCAGUCGCUUGUUAGCAGGCUGCUGUAGACCUGCAAGUGUCUGCAAGCUUACUCCAACAUCUUCGUCGUGCUCAAUCCCAAGUUCCUCC